UGGUCCAACAGAUGGCAACUCAGAUGUGUUUGUAUUGACAUUAAAAGACACGUUUUGUCACCAAAAAAGUGAUCAAAAAUUUUGUUUUUUUUUCAAUCAAUCAAAUGAAUUACAAAUUUAUUAAUGAAAUAACUAUAAGAUAUAACCCGUCGGUCAUCGAGUAUUCACAUACCUAUCAAUUGUUUAUUUGUGGUACGUAUCAGCUCUGCGAAGACCAGUCCGCCGGCGACAAUGACCAGACACUCGCCCGAAUCAACAAUCGUUUCGGUAGUUUGGGGCUAAUCACCCGAAGUAACCAAUUAAUUAGCGACUUUGAGUGUCCGGACGGCGGUGUUUUCGAUCUUAGACUCAUCCGAUAUGAUUCCCGAGACGACUGUCCACUUGUCGCACACGCCAAUGGAUCGGUGGCCAUCUAUUGUGUGGACAAUAUUGAUAGUGACCACAAGUUUCAACUUAUAAGACGUUUUGUCACCGAAUCUAAAUUGUUGACGUGUUUGACCACUAUUUCUGAUAAUGAAUUAGCAAUUACUGGAGAUUCUGACGGAAAGUUAUCUAUAGUCCACUUGACUGAUGACCAGUCAGUUGUUAGACAAUUAUCGGUAACUAAAUUUGGUGAACCCGUGUGGACAUUGUUUAACGUUAGACUUAAUAAUAAUUAUGUGUUGUUUGUCGGCUCAGAUGACUCCAAAUGGAGAGCCUAUUGUCUGACCGCAAAAUGUUUGCCAAACAUUACCGAAGUGUUUACUCAAUUGACACCUCUGUAUGUUAACAAAGAUCCGACGGCUGGUGUCACAAGUUUUGCAACAAAUAAUUCUUCAGACAACAGCUUAUCACUAAUUGUCGGCUCUUAUGAUGAGUUUAUCCGCUAUUAUGACAUUGACUACAUCACAGAUGAUAUAACCGGUGAGUGUCUACAGUUGAGUGUAUUAUUGAAAUAUAAACUACAUAUACCUGGAAGUGGUAUUUGGAGGAUAAUUGUACAAAAAGAUCAACCAAAUCGCCAUUUGGUGUCCGGUAUGUAUUCGGGCGCACAUCUGGUCUGCGAUCAUAAAGUUGUCCAAACUUUGGAACCGUCGGAUACGUUUGGCAAUGAAAACCAUUUGAUUUAUGGUUUAAAUUGUGAUAAAAACUUUACGGACAUACUUAUGGCCUCAUUUUAUGGACAGACACUCUACUUGUUUUCCAUGUGUUGAUGAUCUAUAUAUUUUGUGGCCAUAAAACAACUAUAGUUUGUGGACUUAAACUUUAUUAAUAUUUUUGUUUAUAUUAAAAAUAAUGCUAAUAAUUAUAGGCAUCGCAUAAUGUCGAACAAUAAAAUUAAUUGUAAUUUAAUUAAUUAAUUUAG
Oppia nitens is the source of this 1345-nucleotide messenger RNA. RefSeq lists its product as uncharacterized. NCBI's taxonomy places the organism in Eukaryota, Metazoa, Arthropoda, Arachnida, Sarcoptiformes, Oppiidae. The record is from RefSeq and is a predicted model, not a curated record. Gene Ontology annotation, molecular function: protein binding. The transcript has a single exon. Bases 105 to 1193 code for a protein of 362 amino acids.